This is a messenger RNA of Pan troglodytes (chimpanzee), 4149 nucleotides long. It is a transcript of the gene SPAG16, whose product is annotated as sperm associated antigen 16. Bases 134 to 1912 code for a protein of 592 amino acids. Gene Ontology annotation, molecular function: protein binding. The record is from RefSeq and is a predicted model, not a curated record. Gene Ontology annotation, biological process: axoneme assembly. The transcript has 17 exons. Gene Ontology annotation, cellular component: axonemal central apparatus. NCBI's taxonomy places the organism in Eukaryota, Metazoa, Chordata, Mammalia, Primates, Hominidae.
GGCUGGUCCGUGGGGCGGGGUGAGAGAUGCCGGAAUCUCGCGAGAGCUCCCGGAGGCCGUUGGGUAGCGUCUUCGCUGUUGCCCUUAGGGACGGCUGUGGGCCUGCUGGGGGUGGGGGCCCGGAGCGCCAGAGAUGGCUGCUCAGCGAGGGAUGCCCAGCUCCGCCGUGAGGGUCCUGGAAGAGGCGUUGGGCAUGGGUUUGACGGCAGCCGGGGACGCGAGGGACACGGCGGACGCGGUGGCGGCUGAGGGCGCCUACUACCUGGAACAGGUCACCAUAACUGAAGCAUCUGAAGAUGACUAUGAAUAUGAAGAGAUACCAGAUGACAAUUUUAGCAUCCCAGAAGGUGAAGAAGAUCUGGCAAAAGCAAUUCAGAUGGCCCAAGAACAGGCUACAGAUACUGAAAUUUUGGAACAGAAGACAGUUCUUCCUUCAAAGCAUGCAGUACCUGAAGUAAUAGAAGACUUUCUCUGCAAUUUCUUGAUCAAAAUGGGAAUGACCAGAACUCUUGAUUGCUUUCAGUCUGAAUGGUAUGAGUUAAUACAGAAAGGAGUGACUGAACUUAGAACUGUUGAGAAUGUUCCAGAUGUCUACACCCAGAUUAUGCUUUUGGAAAAUGAGAACAAAAAUUUAAAGAAAGAUUUGAAGCACUACAAACAAGCAGCUGACAAAGCUAGAGAAGAUUUGCUGAAAAUUCAGAAACAACGUGAUUUUCAUCGAAUGCAUCACAAGCGAAUAGUCCAGGAAAAAAACAAAUUAAUUAAUGACCUCAAAGGGUUGAAGUUACAUUAUGCGUCUUAUGAACCGACUAUAAGGGUGUUACAUGAGAAACACCACACUUUACUGAAGGAGAAAAUGCUGACCUCCUUGGAAAGAGACAAAGUAGUUGGGCAGAUUUCUGGACUUCAGGAAACAUUGAAGAAACUGCAAAGAGGACAUAGUUACCAUGCUCCUCAAAUUAAAGUUGAUCAUAGUCGUGAAAAAGAAAAUGCACCAGAAGGUCCUACUCAGAAAGGUCUUCGUGAAGCCAGGGAACAAAACAAAUGUAAAACAAAGAUGAAAGGCAAUACAAAGGAUUCAGAAUUUCCCAUAGAUAUGCAACCAAAUCCAAACCUGAAUGUUUCUAAAGAAAGUCUUUCUCCAGCAAAAUUUGACUACAAGCUGAAAAACAUUUUUAGACUCCAUGAACUUCCAGUGAGCUGUGUCUCCAUGCACCCCCACAAAGACAUCCUAGUCUCCUGUGGCGAGGACCGACUCUGGAAGGUGUUGGGCCUUCCAAAAUGCAAUGUGCUUCUCACGGGAUUUGGCCACACUGACUGGCUUUCAGACUGCUGCUUCCAUCCCAGUGGCAACAAAUUGGCUACUUCAAGUGGUGACACUACAGUUAAAUUAUGGGAUCUAUGUAAAGGCGAUUGCAUUUUGACCUUUGAAGGACACAGCCGCGCAGUAUGGUCCUGCACGUGGCACUCCUGCGGCAAUUUUGUGGCUUCCUCCUCACUGGAUAAAACUAGCAAAAUCUGGGAUGUUAAUAGUGAAAGAUGCAGAUGUACUUUGUAUGGACAUACAGAUUCUGUGAACAGCAUUGAGUUUUUUCCUUUCUCCAAUACUCUUCUCACAAGCUCUGCAGACAAGACCCUGUCUAUAUGGGAUGCAAGAACAGGUAUAUGUGAGCAGUCACUUUAUGGUCACAUGCAUUCUAUCAAUGAUGCCAUUUUUGACCCCAGGGGUCACAUGAUAGCAUCCUGUGAUGCCUGUGGGGUUACAAAGCUGUGGGACUUUCGGAAGCUGUUACCUAUUGUGUCCAUCGAUAUAGGUCCAAGUCCUGGCAAUGAGGUGAAUUUUGAUUCAUCAGAAAAUACCACGUAUCUUUAUAGACUAGGAGCUCAGAUAUAUUAUUUCCAGCUUUCUUGAUGUUACCUCAAAUUGAAGUUGCCAAUGUCCCUUUGACAAGGAUGGAGCACUGUCAGAGCUGCACUGGAGCUGGAGACAGGGAUAGAGGACACUCAGGAUGACAGCCCCCACCCAGAAUCCUGGAGAGGAAAGUUGCUAUUGUUGAAAACAUAAUGGAUCUGGUUGUUAUUAAAGUACCUGAAGUCAGCUGCAUAAAUUGGGAAGCAUAUGCACGCUUCUGCUUCACUGUGGCAAUUUAAAACAAUAUAAAUUUCAUAAAAUUCUCAUUGAAAAAAAAAUGACCAAGAAAAGCCCUAAAAAUAGUAGGAAAUGUUACCCAUCAUUACAUCCUCCACCAUCAAGGCCAAGUAGUCAAUACCCACGCCAGAUAAGCACUGUGUGCCUAUGUGAGGUGGUCAUUAAAGAAUGAUGAGGAAAGGACCACAGAAAUCAACUGGUGUCUUCCCAAAGUCCUGGGGUCGCUGAGGAACACACAUGGGGCUCAUAAUGUCCAUGUCCUUCCCUUAUACUUCAAUGCUCUUUCCACCUUGCCCUGGUGGAAAGUCUUGUCCAUAUCACCUCUAAUCCAGCAUUCUCAAAGCAGCACAAAACUGUCUUCAGAAGACUGAAUGUUUCUACAUUCCUUCAUAUUAAUUCCAGGAAAAGAAUUCCAAAGUCAAAUAAUUCAAAUGCUAAGUGUAUUUUUUAAAAUUGUUUUUAGGCACUUUCUCUUAGGAAUGUAAACUCUUUGAGGAAAGGGUCUAUGCCCUUUCAUCAUUGUGUUCAUCAGGCUUUAUCAUUGUCUAGCAUAUGGUGGAUGGAUAAACAACCAUCUCCGUAAAGAUAUCUGAUUUCUAUUCCAACUACACAAGCUCCUUUUCUAGUAUACACAGCCACCAAAAUAAUGCUUAAAACAUGUGUCUCAGAAUGAAAAUCAAGAUAGAAGUCUUAAAGAAAGAUGUUUUCCUUGUUUGUUCUUCUAUAAAUAAAGAUUCAUAAAAUUUAGCUAUACAAUCUACUUCAGAUAAUGGCUUCUAGAUGCUAUUUAGAAAUUGGCCCAUUAUGCAAGAUAAAAAUCUUCUAAGAUUAUAAUGCAAAUCAGUCAUCAUAAAAAAAAUAAUGAUCUAGAAUUUAUAGAAAUUCUACUAAGCAUUUAUUUUAUGUGAAAGAAAAAUACAUCCACAGUACAUACAUAAUUAAAUGUAAAUGUAUGCUGAAAAAGUUCAUAAUCAUGAAAAAUACAUAUCUUGAUGGACUACUUUUAUUUGGCAACCUUUCCCUUCCAAUAUCUGUCAUAAUAUUAGAGUAGAUUAGAAAUUAUAUCUACAGUCUCAACUCAUUUUAUGAAAUAUGAGUAACGGUAGGUAUAGAUAAUUUAUUUUCCCUCAGCUGUACAUAAAGAUGGAUAAUUACAUCUUUCUAAAAAAAUGAAGCUGACCAGGCGCGGUGGCUCACGCCUGUAAUCCUAGCACUUUGGGAGGCCGAGGUGAGUGGAUUGCUUGAGCUCAGGAGUUCAAAACCAGCAUGGGCAACACAGUGAAACUCUGUCUCUACUAAAAAUACAAAAAAAAUUUAGCCGGGUGUGGCGAUGUGCGACUGUAGUUCCCAGUUAUUCGGAAAGCUGAGGCAGGAGAAUUGCUUGAACCUGAGAGGCGGAGCUUGCAGUGAGCCGAGAUCACGCCACUGCACUCCAGCCUGGGCGACAGGGCAAGACUCCGUUGCCAAAAAAAAAAAAAAAAAAAAAAAAAGAAGAAGCCAUUAGGUCUCUUCUAACCUUUACCUUUGCAGACUUUAAUGUUGUCAGCUAGUCCAACAUCAUUAUGCACUAUUAUUUGAAGGUGCUCAACCAUUUUCCCAGCAUCUUUUGUGUUGUCAUAACCCUUACAUGCAGUAUCAGUAAAUAUGGCUUUAUUGUUUGACAACAUGAAUUCCUUAGUGACGUUUUCAAAAGAAUAAGAGUUUUUAACCAUUUAGUUAAAUAGAAAUAAAUUGAUGAUGGGAAAUGUCUGCAUUCUAUGUUUAAUUUUUCUAUCAAUCUAAAACUGCUCUAAGAAAUAGAAUUCAUUAACUAAAGUAAUGUUGUAGGAAAAGUUUAAAAUAAUUUACUGUUUACUUAAACUGCAAUAGCAAAGGCAGGAGAAUAACUUAACAACCUUACAGUUAAUUAUUUUACAGGAUAUGUUACCUGCCUUUCAUCUUCCCUGAGUAUAAGACAAGGAAGCAGACUUAAACUCUCAUGAGAGAAAUGUAAGUUGUAU